Molecule: messenger RNA, 513 nt
Organism: Myripristis murdjan (pinecone soldierfish)
Lineage: Eukaryota; Metazoa; Chordata; Actinopteri; Holocentriformes; Holocentridae
Product: cornifelin homolog A-like
Exons: 3
Coding region: 1-513 (170 amino acids)
Source: RefSeq, a predicted model, not a curated record
AUGGCAGUCCACCCUAUGCAAGCACCCGUUGUGACAAUUCAGCCGACUGUGUACAGACCCGCUGCCGACCUGAAGACUCAGAUGUGGAGCAGCAGCCUCUUCAGCUGCUGUGACGACAUGGGCAUCUGUUGCUUUGGUUUGUGGUGCCCGUGCUGCUUGGCCUGUCAGGUCACUUCAGACUUUGGCGAGUGCCUGUGUUUGCCUCUGCUGGACGGUUUGACCGGAGGCAUGAUUCCUGCUGCGACUAUGGCCCUGAGGAGCACUCUGAGGGAGAGAUACCACAUACAGGGCUCUAUGUUUGACGACUGCUGCAUCGCCACUUACUGCUACAGUUGUGCCUGGUGCCAGAUGGCCCGGGAGCUGAAGCUUCGAAGACACCCGCUCCUCCUCAACGCCGGCCACAAGGCCAACGUGGAGGUCAUGAUGAACCCGCCGCCACACGCACCCACUUACGCCGCCCAGCAUGUGCACCACACGCCCACCGCCACUGGACUCUACCCGCCUAUGCCGUAG